UUUGUUGGAGUCGCCGCGAUGACUGGGCGAGGUCGUGGGUCCGCGCGCGUCCUGCUCGCCCCGCUGCUGGCGCUGGCACUGGCACUGGCACUGUUGGCGCUUCUGGCGCCGCCGGCGUUGGCCCGGGGCGGCCGGGAUCACGGGAACUGGGACGCGGUCGCUCUGCUGCCGCCCCGCGAAGAUGCGGCGCGCGUCGCCCGCUUCGUGGCGCACGUCUGCGACUGGGGCGCGCUGGCUACCCUCUCCACCGUGCCGGCGGUGCGCGGCCGACCCUUUGCCAACGUCUUCUCGCUCAGUGACGGGCCCCCCGGCGCGGGCAGCGGCGUGCCCUACUUCUACCUGAGCCCGCUGCAGCUCUCCGUAGGCGACCUGCAGGAGAAUCCAUAUGCUACACUGACAAUGUCUUUGGCACAGACUAACUUCUGCAGGAAACAUGGAUUUGAUCCCCAGAGUCCCCUCUGUGCUCACAUAAUGCUGUCAGGAAGCAUUACCAAGGUGAAUGAGACAGAAAUGGACUUUGCAAAGCAUUCGUUAUUCACUCGACACCCAGAGAUGAAGGACUGGCCUUCCGACCAUAAUUGGUUCUUUGCUAAAUUGAAUAUAACCAACAUCUGGGUCCUGGACUACUACGGUGGAGCAAAAACAGUGACACCUGAAGAAUAUUAUAAUGUCAAAUUUCAGUAGGUGAAGCAGAAUGUGGCAAAUGUAACCACACGGUGAAGCUUCUUAGGAUGGUUCAUACAGAUGUAAAGGGCUUCAUGUUUCACUGUGGGGUUUCCCCGAAGAUUAGCCUGUUUUCCUUCACACGCUGGUUUGCUUGCUUGCUUGUUUACAGAUUAGAGUUGGACUACUUCUGGAUUUCUUGGGAGGAUGUGGUUGUCAGGUUUCUUUGUUCUAUUUUUCAUGUUUUGAAGCCAUUUUUAUAGAGAAAUGUCUUUCAUUAAGAUCAAAGAAGCUUUGUUCCAUCACUUCCAAAUAUUUUCCCAACACUACUCCUUAAAGAGGAGCAAGUAUCAGAUUUAGAGUGCCCAUUGGCAUUCAAAGGUACUUGUUCUUUAUUCCUGGAAGCUGCUUGGCUCCAGGAGAGGGCCUGAGCCUGGUGCAGAGCGGUUGGCCCCAUUGCAGUGUGCUUGAAUAAAUCUUGCCAGAACAAACAAACAUCAAUGAAACGUAAGUGGUACUUCCUACUCUUGGUUAACUUACGUCCGACGAUCCUGGGUAUUGUCAAUUCAACACAGCAAAGCUAUUUUUCAUCAAUAAAGUUUUUUUUUAAUUAAAGUGAUAAUUACCUAGAAAAAAAGGAAGUUCAGAAACUUUUCCUGAAUUUGAUUUUCCCACCUUUUUUUUUUUUCUCUUUUAAACUAUGUAAUCAUUCUCCUCCCUCAGCACACCACACACACACACAGGCUCUCUCCCUCUCUAAUUUUUUAGCCCCAAAUUAAGAUUGCAAAAGAAAGAGAAGGCAGGGGAUUUUGUGCAUUAGUCUGGUCUUCUCGUAUAGGUAGAAUUAACCCAGACACGGAACGGCUUCAGCCAGGGUCAGAAUCUCUCUCUCCUAACCACUCGGUAGCUUUCUUAAUUGUGCUACUCUCAGCAAUGACCUAAGGCUUCCUCAGCUGCUGUAACUCUCUAAAUGGUUCCUAAUGCUACUACUCAUUAACUCAGGUCAUCAGAGGGAAGAGAACUUGGCGUUAAAAAAAAAUCGCAUUUCUUCAGAAACGAAGCGAUUUGGUUUUAUUAUGUAUAGACAUGAUUUCAGGAGACAAUACAAGGUGUGUCAGGAGGGAUCAAGCCACUGAGUUCUUCAAUGGUUAAGAGAAAGGAAGUUGAAUGUAAGUCAUUAUGUGGGAAAACUAUAAAACACAGUUAACUGAAAUCCAGCCAAGAGCCUCUGUUUAAGAAAAAAAUGGUUUCUAUUACAUUUAGUAAAAUGGGUUUCUUAUUCAAAGCAUCAGUGAUUAAAGACAUUAUUUUCAUGAAAUGUGUUGGGUUCAUUUUCUUAAACAUAGAUCUUAAUCUUCAUUACAUUCUGUCUACUGUCAAAACCUUUCUUUUCUGCUUUUAUUUUAGCAUGCUCUGAAGAAGACAGCCACUGGCUGUUUAAAAUUUUGAAACGAAUAGUACCGUUAGCAUUACCAUUUCCAUUAGCAAAAAGCCCAUCACGUCCUACAGUUUUGAGGAUGGCCGCACCCAGCGUGAUCACCUGCCCAGCCUCCGGGCCGCUAAUGCUGAGGUCUCUGUGGUCGCAGCAGGUUGAACCAUCUGUUUUGUUUUUCUUUUUCCCCUUUUCCCACUUAUUGCGAGUUUUGUUUUUUAGCCUUUAAUGCUACAUAAAAACACAUCUACAUUCAGGUAGGAUCCAGUUGUCAUACAGAGUAACGCAAAAACCACACCCAUUGCUGUCAAGCCGAUUCCAACCCAUAGCAACCCUACAGGACAGAGUCGAACUGCCCCACAGGGUUUCCAAGGAAUGGCUAGUGGGUUCGAACUGCCGACCUUUUGGUUAGCAGCUGAGCUCUUAACCACUGCACCACCGGGGCUCCCAUACAGAGUAAAGUUAAACAUUUUCACAGCCAGUUCUGCAGAAUCCUUUAUAAUUGUAUGUGCAGAGUAUGUCGCUGUUAUAUCUUGGUUGGCCACCAGAGAGCACUGUAGACUACUUUUUAUGCAGGUGCCUCUGUCCUGUACAGCUGAGCUAAUCAAACUCCCUAAAACAACAGGGUGGGCCAGGUUGGGGGUGGAUGGAUGGCCUACAAGAAGUGACAUUGGGAUAAAGGUAGCCCAGAAAGGGCAAGAGGAGAAGCAGAGGCAUGGUUUCAUGCUGUUGUUGAUGGGCUUUCAUGGAUUUAUACACCUCAUGCUUACUGUUUCCCGUCUGGCUUCUGCUCCCCCCACAUCCCACCUAUUGCAGAAAAGGGACAGAGCUCUGGCCUUACAGAGAUGGGAUGAUUGUCUUAAAAUGGGGCUGGGUUUGGCCCAGAGAGCAAGGCAACAGUCCCUGGUCAAGAAAAGAUAAAAGAGGUAGGGUGUGGCUGUGGAGUCUGAAGCUACAGAGACCCAGAUGGCUCUUUGGCCCUGAAUCUGUGCUCAGCUGGUCAAGACCGUUCAUCUUGACCAAAGCGUGGCCAAGACUCAGACUUUAUUCUGCCUUCUGGUCUCAGUUCAGAUUCUUUGCAGGUAUGUAGUAGAGUGAGGAAAAAUCCUUUAUGAAAUGAGACAGGUUCAGUGAAAUUAAAUGCAUACAUAUCCUGACUGGAGGUUCUUAUGUCGUGUUCCCUUCCUGGUGGUAAUCAGACUAAAGAUCACAAAGUAAUUGCAGCCUAGGCUAUACUUUCUGGGACAUGAUUUUUCAGUUCUGGUGCUAAGAAAUUUAAUGCUCUACUUUGUGUAAGGCAAGUCGGUCAGUAUUUUUUUAGGGGAAUUGCAAACUCACUUCAAAACCAGGUAUUCGUGGAGGAGACGGUUAUAGCGUAAGUCCUUUUUGGAAUUAAGGAAGGUGUCAAUGAGUAAAACUUUAAUCUUUUUCUUAUUUUUUUCCUUCGUCAGGCUAAUUUUUUUUCCUUAUUGUCAGACUAAUAUUUCUGCAGAAAAUAUGGAAAAUAAAGUGUUAAAAAUGUGUAACCUCACCAGCCAGCAUGGCUGCUAAUAUUUUUGUGUAUUUUCACCCAUGAAAUUUUUAAACAUAAUGAGGUCGUACUGUAUAUUGAUUGUGUAUCCUAAUUUUCACUUUUUCAUAAGCUUGUUGCAUGACUGCAGAGUAUUUUAUUAGCUGGUUAUACCCAGGCUACCAAAUAAUGUCUGUAUUAGGACUCUUUGUUGCUAGUGAUGGACACCCAACUCAAGGUGGUAGCUGUUGUUGGGUGCCAUUAGUCGAUUCCAACUCAUAGUGACCCCAUGUGACAAAGUAGAACUGCCCCAUAGGGUUUUCUUGACUGUAGUCUAUGGGAGCAGAUCACUAGGUCUUUCUCCCAUGGAGCUGCUGGAUGGGUUCAAACUGCCAACCUUUCAGUUAGCAGUGGAGCGCCUAACUGGUUGUGCCACCAGUCCUCCUCAACUCAACGUAGUUUAAGCAAAAAGAGUUUAUUCAUCUCAAAUUUUUCCUUUAGAGUUUGGUCUUCAUUUCCUGUUAUUUCCUGGCUCCUCUUUCCCUGGUGUUGGUUGUGAUAUUUAGUCCUUGCAGCUGGCAGCCUCCCCACAAAGAGGGUACGUCAUUCUCAGGAACAAGCUGGAGUCCCAAGGCUGGCUGUGUGAGGCCAGCAGGGUCCUAGCCAUUCCUGAGUCAUCACUGUGACAGGGGGACGGGGUGCUUUUGUUGGCCAGGACUGGGCCAUUUGCCCUUCCCUGGAGUUGGGGGUUCAAUUCAGCACCAUCAGAACUACAGGGACUGAGAGGAUUUUGAAGAGGGGGCUUCUGAAAGGAAAAGCGGUUAUGUUAACUGAAGGGAUACUGGGCUGGAAAAACCAAGAGCUGUUACCACUUUCCCCUGUUUUUGAACAUUGAGGUUAAUUUUUAACAUUCCAGAUUUUCCCUGUUACAAGAGAAAAUCUUUGUACAUAAAGUAUUUCCUGCAUUUCUGGUAGAGACAUUCUCAGUAGCAGAAUUCCCAAGCCAAAUUUGGUGGUGGUGGUUAGGUACUGUCAAGUCUGUUCCGACUCCUAGCAACCCUGUGUACAACAAAACGAAACACUGCCCGGUCCUGUGCCAUCCUGACAGUCAUUGUUAUGCUUCACACAUGGUACCAAAUUGCUUAGUUGAACCCACCAGCCACUCUGCAGGAGAAAGAUGUGGCCUGCUUCCGUAAAGAUGACAGCCUUGGAAACCCUUUGGGACAGUCUCUGUCCUGUAGGGUUGUUAUCAGUUGGAAUCGACUCAACGGCAUCUUUUUUUUUUUCUUUUUUACCAAAUUGCUUUUAGGAAGUGACACCAGUGAAGAGUUCUGCAAGCAGUGUGUGAAAGUGCUCAUCCAGUGCAUGGAAUUUGAUGGGUUAAAAAUAGUAUUGUGUUAUUUUAAUUAAUAAUUCUUGUGUUACUGGUGACUUUGAACAUUAAAAAAAAAAAAAAGAUGAUUUUUCCUCUUGU
Molecule: messenger RNA, 5079 nt
Organism: Trichechus manatus latirostris (Florida manatee)
Lineage: Eukaryota; Metazoa; Chordata; Mammalia; Sirenia; Trichechidae
Gene: CREG1
Product: cellular repressor of E1A stimulated genes 1
Exons: 4
Coding region: 19-684 (221 amino acids)
Source: RefSeq, a predicted model, not a curated record